GGGGUUUUUAAACGAACAACUUCACUAGGAAAGUAAGAGGAAACCAAAACCAAACCAAGAAAAUAUGAAAACUUUGGCUGGCACGGAGUCUGCAGCUCAGCUUCGGCUCUGCUUUGUCCCUGCCUCGCCUGGCCUAGGACGCCGCAACCCUUCUCAACCCCUGUGCAACUCCCCAGCUCGUGGGCUUCAUGGGCCCCUCCCGGGGUGCACGGGGGCAGUGCUGCCACAGGUUUCCAGAGGUGCACCGGGUGUGGCAUGGCAUUCCUCACCCGCACCCCAGCCCAGGCCUGCUCCAGAGCCUCUGUCACUGGAUUCUGCUCAGUGGGGACACAGGAGAAGCCACAAGGCUGGCAGGGGCAGGAUGGAAAUAGCAAGGGGCUGACUGGCCACAGGUGUGGUCAGUAGGACAAGAGUGCAGGGAAAGGCUGUAAAGAGGGGAUCUGGGGGUAUUUAUGGAAGAGAAAUAGUUUGGUCCCAGGUCACUUGCACCCUCAAAAGGGCUGCCACAUUUCCAAGCAGGGCUUUUGAGAGAGAACCUCCCUGGGUAUGGGAUCCUCACUCAGCAGUCCUGGGAGCUAAGCAGGAGGGGAGCUAGGUCCACCGUGAAAGCCUCUAAGUUGAUGGGGGACAUGAGCCCCAUCUGAGGAGCCACCAAAUUGGGACCCUUUUCUGGGAACCCACAUCUCCUGGAAACCCCAGGAGGAUGAGGAGUCCCAAUCUGAUGGGGAGCACGAAGCCUCACCCUUGAGCUGGGGAGAUUGUCUGCGGUCACUCGGGCACAAAAGAGCUCCAGCUACACAUGGAUAAGGCCCAGCAGACAGGGCAGUGAGGACGGAGGGCGGGCACGUCAGCGCAGAUAACCCGCAUCUGGGGUUGGGAGCCCAGCAUUGCCAGCGUGGGUCUAGGGUGCAUGAAGGGGGGCACAGGCAGGACGCAGGGACAGGCCCAGCCCCUACCUCUGUGCUCUGGACCUCAGUGUCCCCUCCCCUGCCCCUCUGGCGGGGCUCAAGGAUGCCUUCUGCAUCACUGAACCCAUCUGUGUGAGGCUUGCUUACACCUUCCUCUUUUGUGUCGGGAAGUCAAAAGCCAAAGUGCUAAGCUGUGUGGUCACUGGGGGAACACGGAGCCUAAGAGUGUGAAGGGACAGAGAGGAGAGCACAGGGAGGUUUGGCGCAGACGGAUGACAGGGAGGCGGGCGGGGCAGAGAGGCUCAGGACCAUGGCUGAGGCCAUCACGUAUGCGGACCUGCGGUUUGUGAAGGCUCCCCUGAAGAAGAGCGUCUCCAUCCAGAUGGGACAGGGACAGGACCCCGAGGCUGACGAGGACGGGGAACUCACCUACGAGAACGUGCAAGUGACCCCAGCCCCAGGGGGGCCCUCGGGCUUGGUGUCCUCUGGACCAGAUGCAGGGGUCAAGGCGGAGCCACCAGCUGCGGCCUGGCGCUCCGUGACGUCACCGGCUGCCAGGCUGGCUCUGUCCUGCCGCGCACCCUGCUGGCAUUACCUCCUGCUCUGCCUGCUCCUCACCUUCCUGCUGUUAGGAGUGGCCGCCACCUGCCUGGGAGUGCGCUAUCUGCAGGCGUCUCAGCAGCUCCAGCAGAUGAACAGGGUUCUGGAAGCCACUAACAGCAGCCUGAGGCAGCAGCUCCGCCUAAAGAUAACUCAGCUGGGGCAGAGGGAAGAGGACCUGCAGGGGUCCAGGAGAGAGCUGGCACAGAGUCAGGAAGCACUACAGGCAGAACAGAGGGUUCACCAGGCUGCGGAAGAGCAGUUGCGGGCCUGUCAGUCAGACAGGGAGAAGACAAAUAAGAGCUUGCAAGGUGAGAAGGAGCGCAGGAGCACCUUGGAGCAGCAGCUGAGCAGCAUUCAGGACACACUGAAGCCCCUCCUCUCAUGCCAAUCACAAGAUACCUGCUGUCCAGUGGGAUGGAUACAGUACUCGAAAAGCUGCUUUUACUUCUCACCUACUCGGAAAAGUUGGCAAAUGAGCAAAAAUCUUUGUGAAUCUCUGUCCUCCAAGCUGGCCACCUUCAGUGAAACUUAUCAAAAUUCACUUUUUCAACACAUCAAGUCAAGUCUGUUUUCAUCACUUGAUUCAGAAGAUUCAUAUUGGAUUAGUAAGGACGUUAAUUGGCAGAGGACACACUACUCUGUGUCCUAUAGUCGAAUCCAAAGAUGUGUCAAGCUACAAAAAUCGUGGCCAUGGCAUAGCAAGCCAGAAAGAAUACAGCAAGAGAUGGAGACAUGUUCAACUCUUCUUCCCUGCAUCUGUGAGAUGGCAGCUUUCAGGUUUCCAGAUGGGCACCACUGAGCUAGACACUCAGGCCAACAACAGCCUGUGCCCCUCAUCCCUACCUGUGGCCUGCAGUCCUAAGAUCAUUCUCUCACUCCCCGGCACUCUCACUGAG
Molecule: messenger RNA, 2407 nt
Organism: Lemur catta (Ring-tailed lemur)
Lineage: Eukaryota; Metazoa; Chordata; Mammalia; Primates; Lemuridae
Gene: CD72
Product: CD72 molecule
Exons: 9
Coding region: 1219-2310 (363 amino acids)
Cellular component (GO): plasma membrane
Molecular function (GO): transmembrane signaling receptor activity
Source: RefSeq, a predicted model, not a curated record